GCUGUUGUUCUUCGGGAGGCUUAUUAGUGUUAGUGAAUGGGAGAAGAACAUCGUCCGACCAGCACCCGAUAUAUUUAUUAAGUUUCGCGAUGUCCUCCAGGUACCUGAUCAAGAAGAAGUACCAGCACCUGUCUAGGUAUCGCUUCUACAAGAAGGAGCUGAGCGGACACGACACCAACGCCAUAUAUAUGGUUCCUGAGGAGGGACUUACAUUUAUUCCCCAUGGUGAAAUUCUCAAAGCAUUGCGGGUCCUUGAAAGGGCAAUACACUUGACGGAACUCAACAUGCCUCUGAUCAUGGCACAAAUGAAGACUAUACAAACAACUCUCACUGCAGGCCAGGAGGACUAUAUGGGUGAAAAUGUUUCAUUGAAUGAUGUCAUAUGUGUCAUCAACAGACAUGAUGGGAUAAAGACGUUAGUAUCGCUGCUAAUGAUACCCGACUCGGGAGAACGAUGCUGUAAAAGUGACAACUGUGACCAUGUAACCACAGUUGGAAAUUUGCAUGCCAUCACGCUGAACGUUCUCAACAGGCUAACGUCUCAUGACAAUGCAAUUGGCAGUCAGCUGAGUGAAAGUGACGAAGUAUUGCAGAUCUUGUUUGCAAUGAUGACGAGGUCAGAGACCUACACCAAAGCAGUUACAUUAAUUGAACACCUGCUUAUCUUGAGAAAAUCAACAUUGCAGCUCAACACAAUACCUGGCCUGGAUCGUCUCAUAGGGAAGUUAGAUGGAGAGUUUUUAGCCAAUUUCUGCAGUAUAUUGGCAGUCACGAUCUCUGACUUAGAUGUAUAUGAGAACAAGACUUUGUUAUAUGAGCAGAGCAAACUGCGAAGCAAUAUAAAAAGUUUAUCACCGUUACGAGAUAUCAAUCAAGAGUUUGUUCUAGGAAUAUCUGAAUUUCUGCCUAGACUGGUGAAUUUUGCCACUAAAUUGCCUUAUGAACCACGCUAUGAAGGUCGAACGAUGGAAGUAGACCACUGGAUGAGAUUGAUUGAAGAGUCUAUGUCUGAUGUUAUUAGUCAGCUGGAUCCAAAUUUGAUAGAGUCUUCAGCAGAUGCCAUUGAGAGAAUACUCCCCCACACAGUCCUGAAUCAGAUUGAAGCUCUUGCAGGUCCAAUGUUACAAAGAGUAGAAACUGUUUAUGUACUGGGCCUUCUUUUACUCGGCAAGCACAGAAAGGAAGUUCAGGCCCAGUUGGCGCAGUUAAGAUUAAUCCCUAGAUUGUCACAACUCUUUGACCUCUUCAUCUGGAAGUGCGAGACGUAUCAAGAGCGCGUCAGAGUUCCUGGUCAUUUAAGCUCCUGUGAAUGUAGUCCAGAAGUGGCACUGAAAAUACAGUUCCUUAGAUUAGUACAUAGUUUUUGCGACCAAUCUGAAUACAGGUAUUUGAUGCUAACCCCAACAGAGUACAGAGAGGUUUGCAGUAUAAGUGCAGCUAAGGUGCUUCUUCACGAAAGUACAACCACAACUAGCACAUCAACUACCCAGGACUCCAGUAGUGGGAGUGGUUCUCAGGGAAGUAGAACUCCAACAAACCAGACACCCAAAGUUCAAGAAUGUACGAAUAGCUGUCAGUCGUCGACUGCUUUCAACGACGUGCUGCUCACGACCAAUACCUCACCUCAGAUGCCAAUAGAGUUUCCCAUGAAUCAGAUGUGUUCAGGGUCGAAAGGUCUCCUGUCCAAGAUUGUUGAUGCGCUCAAGAGAGAAACCACAGGCUCUACUUUCAGAUUUUGGUUUUCACGGGCUAUUGAGAGUUACUUGAGAAGUGCUAAUCCUUAUGCCGAUCAAAUAUUCCUUCUCCGACGAGGCCUAUUAAUGCAUUUGGCCAAUUCACUGCUUCUUUGUGAAGUUGGGCCUAGUCAAAAGGAAGUACUUCAGUCAACAUUCGACUUACUAGGGGAACUGCUUAAAUUCAAUGUUGAAGCUUACCACAGAUUAGACAGUAUAAUUUCUACAGAAGCUAGGGAAAAGAAAUUAUUUAGACUCGUUACCAAGAAUUUGGUCGACAGCAACAUGCUUGUCAGAUCCCUGGUGUUAUCCAAUGAUCUCUUCACUCGUGAAGGAAAGGCUGUUGAAUUUGCUGCAAAAUCUAGAACUCUUAAGCACGUAUCAACAUUCAAACAGCGGUUAGAUUUCUUGGUGCAGUUAACGAAAACCAUCAGUGUUGAUUCAUUAACCCAGGAAAAUGUAAGCUGCCUUAAUACAUCCCUUGUUAUUUUAAUGCUUGCCCAUCGACACUCUGAGUUGCCCCUGUACUUAGAUGGUCUUCGCAGCCACCUGGAGCCACACCUACUUCCAAACCUUAGGUCUUUGUUGCUAUUUUGGCAGACACAUUAUCUCCAUAAUAAGGAUAAGGACUGUAACACAUUGCAGAGAAGUUCUGGGAUAUCAUUUGAUUUCUGGCGUGAAACGGUAGCAACGCUGGUUGCCGAAAACAGACUGUCUCCCGAGUGUAUCUUCCAUUACCUCUCCCCAGAAGACGUGACUUUAUCAAGGAUGAGCUAGUUGUACAUAUAAGUAGAAUAAUUGUUGAAGACUAUGUUUAUGCUAAAGAAUUUUUUUUUUCUUUUUUAAGUAUCUUUUUACACUUCACAGCUCAACAGGCUUUAUAAUAGGGUAUCUGCUUGUAAAGAAUCUAUUAACAGCAUAUGUUUUUAGGAAGUGCAUUCUCACAGUACUUUUCAUACUCCUGCUUCAAAAGUUUUUCAGUCUGUCAUAGGAAAAAAGGGUACAGUGUCAUUUUAAUUUUUCAGUUUGUCUUUGGAAGCAUUUGAGAAAGAGGCUGAAGUAAAUGUCUUUGGAAGCAUUUGAGAAAGAGGCUUAAGUAAAUGUUGCUGUUAAGGGUGCCAAUUUUUCCUUGAUUAAAUAACGUAGCCACAAACAUUUUUAAGUGCCACAUUGGAAGAGUGUAGUUGCCAGUUUCAACACAACCACAAGCUAGCAUUUUGCCUUUAAACACAGUAUAUGGUACAUUUUUUUUGAUAGAUUGGUAUUUGGUGUUGCAGCCUAUACAUGUCCUUGUAAUUUAAGUGAGGAACUGAAAAUUCAAGUCAAAUUUAAAUCUUAAAAUGUGGGGGAAUGCUAGGGUGCUAUAUUGUUAUUUUGACAAUUUGGUAUAAGUUUCUACAUUUGGUAUUAUCAGCUGAGUAAGUUGUCCCAGACUUUUCCCUGUUUCGAUGAGGUAAACCAGGAAAAAGGGUAUAGAAGAACACACAAUUUAACUCACCCAUCAAGUAUUGUCUUGUAGAAAAGUUGACUGCCUCUUGGAAAAUGAAUUCCAACAUGAAGGCCAGGCUAUUACUUAAUGUGAUCAUCAUUGGAUACACGGCUUUUAUUAUAUCUGUGUGACGAGUGUGAUGGUAUUUCGUCUGUCGGGUAUAAAGUGUGUGCUCAAUUUGCUCAAUUUUGCCUUAAUGUGAUAUAAGGUUUAAUCUGUAAGGAAGUUGGUGCAUUAGUCACAGUGUUAUAAUGUAGGGAACUACAAUAGUAAUGGUUGGAAGGUACCUCCUUCUUGGCUACUAAGUGGUAUAGCAGUUUUUAUCAAAAUACAAAGACCCUGAGUCAUAUGUAAAAGAGGAUUCCAAAAAGUAAAGAGGUGUGUUUUUCAUUUUCCUUAAAACAUGAACUUUUUCAUUUUAUCUUAACAUAUAGUAACAAGAUAUUAAAAUUUCCUGUACAGUAUUGUAGGUCCAUACUUUAGGCUAGGUUUUUCUUUGGUGACCACUAAUAUUGGAAAUACAUAUAUGUAUGUAGAAUCUACUUGUCUCUUUUUACCAGAUAUUAUUGUAAUAGGCACAAUGCCCUCUUAACCUCUCGAAUUCUUCAUUUUUUUUGUAUACGCUUGUCACUACAGAGCCUUAAGACCCAAGUGCAAGAAAUUGCACUUGAUGUCCAGUAGUGGGAAAUGAACCUGCGUCCCAUGAUCACGAAGAGGUUGGCAACGUAACCUCAUUGUGGUUAUGGGACACGGGUUGUAUUCCUGCUACCAGACAUCAUAACUGCUUCCAAUUUCUUGCACUCAGAUCUCAAGGCUUUGUAGUGAAAGUGUAUCCAUAAAAUGUGAAGAAUUCAAGAAGUUAAGAAGGCAUUGUGGCUAUUACAAUUACAUAUUUGAAAUGUUUAUAAAUAUAUUCUGACAUUUUAGUACAUAUUGGUAGGUCCUGUACCGCUGGAAUGAGAUAUAUAUUGUGAAUUUUGGACUUAGAGACUUUGUGAUGUACUGUAGUAUAACAUUUAAUUUCAGGAGGAGUAAACAGAGCUUUUAUUCUUCUGAUAUGUGAGCAACAAGUUUAUACUAAUUUUGUCUCGUUCUUGUGGCCCAUGAUUAGAAAGAUUUUUAUUCCAUUGUUCUGAUUUAACUGAAUAAUAUGUAGUGGUAAUCAAAGCAAAACAUAGACAUUUAUUUAUGCAUUGGUCUUGAUGUAUAAUAGAUCUCUCAGCAAUAUAAAGGAGUUCAUUUCUUGAGACUUAAUGUAUUAGUUUCAAAUAGUAUCAUGUAAAGAUCAUUAUCAUGAAAGUCCUAAAUAACAUUCAUCUUUUUAUACUUGCUGAGAGCUUGUUUUAGGUCAUCUUUAACCCUACUCGUUCAAUAGAGGCCAAGUUGAAGUUUUAGCGUGUAGGUUGUGUCUAAAUGUGAGACAGAAGUUUUUCCUUAUAGCUUGUCUUUGUUUGUAUCCUAUUAGAGGUAAAGGUCUUGUCUUUUUUCUUAUCCUGUCAGAGGAAAGGUCUUGUUUUUUUAUUUUAUUUUUAUUUUUUUUUGACAGAGGAAAAGGUCUGGUCUCUUUUUCUUAUCCUGUCAAAGGAAAAGUUUUGUCUUCAUCUUCAUUCUUAUCCACUUAGAGGACAAGGGAAUCACAAUCUGAAAUUUUUCUUGAUAGUCACAAGUGUCAGAGACGUACACCCACGAAGCAUCAAGGUUCGGCUGUGAAGUGAUGUACUGGUUGGUUUUUUCGGAAUGUUUCAAGGCAUUCUUGUCACCCAUCCAAUAUAGAAAUAAACUGGUUUGUGAAAUUUUGAGUUGUCUUUAAAUUUAAAUACUUCAAUGAAGAAAGUGGCAUGAAAAUGACUGUGAGAGUGAAAAUGAAAUUAUUAGAUUGAAAGUUAUGUAUCAUCAGUGUUUACUUUUUGUUGUGAUAAAUUAAAAUGUUUGUUUUCCUCUCUGAUGCUGAAUAUUUAAAUUCAUUCAAAGUUCAAAUUGUUUAGGGUAUAGUUAUGAGGAAAUUAAUGUGUGGUACAGGUACUGUAUAGUAGUUUAUUUUUCUGUAAGUCUGCAAGAACCUACUUAUUAUCUAGACCAGUGAAAAUUUGGACUGGGCUUAUUAUCUAGACCAGUGAAAAUUUGGACUGGGCUUAUUAUCUAGACCAGUGAAAAUUUGGACUGGGCUUAUUAUCUAGACCAGUGAAAAUUUGGACUGGGGUUGUACUACCCAGUAAUGAUUGUUUCAUGUGAUCAUUUACAGUUGGAACUUGAGUACCUAAAUUGUUGCAUUAAUUUCCUUAGUCAUUUUGUCAAGUCUUUUCAUUUUUUCUCACCUGAAGAUAGGAUCUUUAUUGGCCAAAUGUUGCAGAUGAACUGAUGAAAAAGUCUUGUCAGUUUUAUUGACCAUAAUUCUUCCUGCAAUAGUAAUGCAGGAAAACUUUUUCAUAUAAUCCAAGAUGUGUUGAGAAAAAAAAUAGAUGUGGUCAAAAAUUAACAGAAGUUGAUGGGCAGAUUCCAUUCAAAACAAAAGACAACUUUGUUCCCAAAAUUGUGCUGGUAAUGUUGAAUUUGUUUUAUGAAAGUCUUCCCUCUUCAAUGCCUGUGCUUGUGGACUGAAAUGAAUGUAAUACAAUUGUAUAAUAUAGCUGUAUUUUCUGUUGAGACAGUGAUUGUGAACAGUACUGUGAACAGUACUGAGACUAGUUGCAAACCUGUGAUAGUGUUUGUGACUAGAUUUGCUGAACAGAUGUGCCUGUUUUGUAGACUUCAAGUUUUGUUGUUUUUUAAAAGUAUUAUUUUAAAUACGAGAUUGCCAACUGAUGAAGCAAAUUUUACAAGUGAGUUCUAUUAUAUGAAGGUAUUUUGUGUAUUUUCUGUUGCUAAUGUUUUUCAAUCAUUUUUUUGUCAAUAAGACACCUACAUGUAUGUAUAGGUUUUAUCUCAUGAAGGCUUCCAAAUCCUUGUCCUAAUCAAGUCCUCCUUUGUCGUAAUGCUAUUUUACUUUGUGUAGGAAAGCUUGAAAAACUGACAAUACAUUGAGAAACCAUUGAAGUGCGAAUCACUUAUUAAAGAUGUAGGCUAGAAUCGUGUCAAAUAUGUUUUAUGUUACAUCUAAAUCUCUUUCAUUGUAUAAGUUGCAAAAUGGAGGUCUGUUUUGUUUCCAUACUUUUCUUCAGCAUUGCUGUGUGACGGUACCCUCAAAGGUAUGGAAAAUUGUCUAGAAUCUUUUUGGAAAUAAGUUUUAAUUUUUCACCUUAUAUUGAUUUUUUUUUUUUUUUUUUUUUUAAGCAGAGGAUUUUGUGGAAAUAAACUAAUGUUUUUAUAAUUAUGUCUUUAUAUUUAUUGAUGAUUGAAGUAAAUUAUUUAGCUUUCAGUUCAAUUUCCAUUUUAAAUGAAAACCUAGUUGGGGGGCUGAUUAUAAAUCAAUAACAAAUGUUUCAUCUGUGAGUAUAUAGUAAAUAUAUAUUAUAAUACA
This is a messenger RNA of Macrobrachium nipponense, 6679 nucleotides long. Its product is annotated as short transient receptor potential channel 4-associated protein-like. Gene Ontology annotation, biological process: ubiquitin-dependent protein catabolic process. Gene Ontology annotation, cellular component: Cul4A-RING E3 ubiquitin ligase complex. Gene Ontology annotation, molecular function: phosphatase binding. Lineage: Eukaryota; Metazoa; Arthropoda; Malacostraca; Decapoda; Palaemonidae. The transcript has 16 exons. The coding region runs from base 90 to 2510 and encodes 806 amino acids. The record is from RefSeq and is a predicted model, not a curated record.